UUUGUACCCAGGUUUUUGCAGAGGUCUUUGUGAUACAUGUGUUUGGGCUGUUUUUUUAACUAGUGAUCACUUUUGUCUUUUCUGAUUGUAAGUCACUUUGAAGAAUGGUCCUUAAACUAACAUAUUUAAUUUAAUCACACAGUUGGUUAAUCCAAUUUGUUCCAUACCGUGAAGGGGCGAGACUCCGAGAGAGUCAAAUUACACAAGACGUUGACGACUCAUUGCUAGAAUGCAUUUCUCCUUGAGUGCACUCUGUGAACAUCGAGAGCCAAAGAUGAAAUUGGCUGCAUUUCUGGGGUGCUUCAUGCUCGCCUUUGCAGCUGUGGGAGCCAGGAUACAGCCUAGAGAACCUGGUUGGACUGGUUCACUUUUAGUGGUGCCGAUGGAUGGUAGUCACUGGACUGGUGUGAAAGCUGUAGCGGAGGAGAUGGGCCGCAGAGGACACAAAGUGAUGGUGGUCAUUCCAGAGGUCAGUGUACUGCUAGGACCUAGCAAACACUACACUACUAGAACAUUCCCGGUUCCAUAUGGAAAGCAACAACUGGAUGAACUCCAAGCUCGGAAUGCUGAGGUAAUGGAGAGAAAGCAGCUGCCUUUGUUGGAGAAGAUCAGCACCAGACUUAGUAACAUGAGGAAAUUUGUGGCCCUCCAAAGAGCCACAGCUGAGAGUCUUCUAUUGAACCAUGAGCUGGUGGACUUCCUGAAGAAGCAGAACUUUGAUGCCGUACUCACCAGCCCAGCUGUACCAACUGGUGCCAUCCUGGCUUAUAACCUCUCCUUACCUGCUGUGUAUAUGUUGCGAGGCUUACCUUGUGGACUAGACUCGACAGCCACGGCCUGUCCGAACCCUCCCUCUUACAUCCCACGGUUCUUUACAAACAACUCGGACCGUAUGUCGUUUCGUCAACGUGUGCUGAAUGUUCUAGUGAGCAUCGUAGAGCCAUUGCUUUGCAGACUGAUAUAUUGGUCAACUGAGGGUGUAGCAUCCCGUUUCCUGCAGAGAGAUGUAAGUGUGGCAGAGAUCCUGCGCAGUGGAGCCCUGUGGUUGCUACGUUAUGAUUUCACCCUGGAGUUUCCUAAACCUUUGAUGCCCAACAUGGUUCUAAUCGGGGGGAUUAACUGUGCCAUAAAAAACCCUCUUUCUAAGGAGGUGGAGGAAUUUGUCAAGGGCUCUGGAGAGCAUGGUAUUGUGGUGUUCAGUCUGGGUUCUCUGGUCUCCUCCAUGCCAAAAAAGAAAGCUGCCAUCUUCUUCAAGGCUUUCAGUAUGAUUCCACAGAGGGUUCUCUGGCGGUAUACAGGUGAGAUUCCUGAUAACGUCCCAGAAAAUGUCAAGCUGAUGAAGUGGCUUCCACAGAAUGACUUGCUCGGUAACCCCAAAGCAAAAGCCUUUAUCACUCAUGGUGGGACGCAUGGAAUCUAUGAGGGCAUUUGUCAUGGUGUGCCCAUGGUGAUGCUUCCCCUCUUUGGUGACCAGGAUGACAACGUGCACCGCGUGGCGACUCGAGGGGUGGGAGUGGUGCUCAGCAUCCAUGAUAUCACUACAGAAACACUGGUUGAUGCUCUCAACACAGUUAUUAAUGACAGCAGCUAUAAGCAAAGAAUGGAGAAGCUGUCGGCCAUACACAAUGACCGUCCCAUGCAGCCCCUGGAUCUUGCAGUCUACUGGACAGAGUUUGUUAUGAGACACAAAGGGGCAGACCACCUGAGACCUGCUGCUCAUGACCUGAACUGGCUUCAAUACCACAGUCUAGAUGUGAUUGGGUUCCUGCUUUUUAUUGUGCUGAUUGUAACUCUAGCAACAUUUAAAUGCUGUGCACUUUGCUGGAGACGCUGUUGUAGAAAAUUGCAAAAGAGGAAGAGAGACUGAUCAUAUAGAGAUUAAAAGGUGGUUUUGCUUAUAAAAACACAUUUUCCACAUCUUCUGUUUCAUUUCACGUUUUCAGAAAUGUUACUUUCAUCACCUGACAACUCAGCCAGUAAAGUCUCUUAAAAUGUUGCAGUUUUGUAAAGGGGGAGCACACACUGAAGCAGUUUCACCUGUAAAGAUUUUGUUUCUUAAGAUAUUAGUUUUACAUGCUUUCGUUUUCAUAUCACUGACCACUGUUCCCCUAAAACUGCAGCCACCAGCAGUUUUUUUUUUUUUAAUCAUUCAAAGCAACCCACUGUAAG
Messenger RNA from Cyprinus carpio (common carp), 2169 nucleotides. RefSeq names its product UDP-glucuronosyltransferase-like. Gene Ontology annotation, molecular function: UDP-glycosyltransferase activity. The record is from RefSeq and is a predicted model, not a curated record. NCBI's taxonomy places the organism in Eukaryota, Metazoa, Chordata, Actinopteri, Cypriniformes, Cyprinidae.